This is a messenger RNA of Protopterus annectens (West African lungfish), 1956 nucleotides long. RefSeq names its product SAM pointed domain containing ETS transcription factor (gene SPDEF). Lineage: Eukaryota; Metazoa; Chordata; Ceratodontiformes; Protopteridae. The transcript has 6 exons. The record is from RefSeq and is a predicted model, not a curated record. Bases 521 to 1540 code for a protein of 339 amino acids. Gene Ontology annotation, molecular function: DNA-binding transcription factor activity, RNA polymerase II-specific; sequence-specific DNA binding. Gene Ontology annotation, cellular component: nucleus. Gene Ontology annotation, biological process: regulation of transcription by RNA polymerase II; cell differentiation.
UUAUUCAGGUAAAUAAGGACUACUUAUAAAUACAGGAAAAAGGGCCCUUAACAGAUAACACUUUUGCUGGGCUGACGACAGUGCACAGACAGUCAGGUGCACAGGGAGAAAAGUAACUGUAAUGUAACUGGUUUAUGUUCUGGCAGCUGUUUUAAAUACCUGUGCAGCAUAUGGAGUGAGGGGGGACAGUUUAACAGAUUAGUGUGUCGUUGCUGUACUGCAUGUGGAAGAGCAAUUAAAGUCACAGAAUACAGAAGGACAGGAUUGUGUCAAUACACUACUCUUUCAAACAGGACUGAGUUUAAAACCGCAGAGUGAAGUGCACUGAAUCCACACUAGCAAGAAAAGUGAAGUACUUCCUACCUGUACACCUGAGCAGUGUUCCAUCACAGAAGGGGAGAAAGCCACCCUCAGCAGCUUGAGAAUAUAGAUACCAAACUGGAUUGGACAAGUCAGUAAGAAUUCAGAACAGGUGCACCUGUGCAGAUUCUGGAAUAUAUUUCCCCCUCCUUCUGGACUGAUGGGCAGCACAACACAAGGACUGACUCCCCUAACACAGAGUCCAAUCCUUCUACCUACAAGCAUACUGACCAGUCUAGAGAAGCCUGACCAGGACAUCAAAACUCACAGCUGGACUAAUAUUGAGAAUCCAAGCCCACCCAGCACACCCGAGCGGACUUUGCCCACUUUUUACCUUUCCUGCUUUGACAUGCUAUUUUCUGAGGAAGCAAACUGGCUAACUAAAGGGCUAGUGGAGUGUCCAGACAAUGGCCAUGCAGUAAGGUCAGAUUUGCCAAAAGAGCCAGAACAAUGUCCAAUCAUUGACAGCCAAGGCCUGGGCCUGAGUUCACAGAUGGAGUAUCAAAGCAACUUACACAUAGAGGACAGAUCACUGGAGCAGAUGCAAACCAUGGUGGUUGGUGAGGUACUAAAGGACAUUGAAACAGCUUGCAAACUGCUAAAUAUUGCAGCAGAUCCAAUGGAGUGGAGUAUUGGAAAUGUACAGAAGUGGAUUCUUUGGACAGAACAUCAGUACAGGUUACCACAAAUUGGAAAAUCUUUUCAGGAACUCAGUGGGAAGGAUCUCUGUGCAAUGUCUGAGGACGAAUUCCGACAGAGGUCACCAGUCUGUGGGGAUAUCCUUUAUGCACAUCUAGACAUAUGGAAAUCAGCUGCCUGGAUGAAAGAGAAGACAUCACCUGGAGACAUAAGAUACAUUGGUGCAGAAGAAGCAUGGGCAGACAGCGAGGCUGACUCUUCAUGUUCAGGCCAGCCAAUUCACCUUUGGCAGUUUCUAAAAGAACUCCUGUUGAAGCCACACAACUAUGGAAGGUUUAUCCGCUGGCUUAACAAAGAAAAAGGUAUAUUUAAGAUUGAGGACUCUGCACAAGUUGCCCGAUUGUGGGGAAUCCGUAAGAAUCGUCCAGCCAUGAACUAUGACAAACUCAGCCGCUCCAUUCGUCAGUACUACAAAAAAGGGAUCAUCCGGAAACCAGACAUCUCACAGCGGUUGGUCUAUCAGUUUGUGCAUCCCGUGUGAAGUCCUGCCACCUGCAGAUAACUGACAGUGCCGACCCACAUUUGAAAGAGACUUGUACAUUAGACUUUUUCCUGCAACUUGUUAUCCCUUCAUCAACUACCCCAGGAUUAAAGUCUAGGGGGGGUUGUUGAAAGACUGCACUAUGAAGAAGAAACUUUUUUAUAUAUAAAUUUAUCUACAUAAAACAAAAAAACUUUUAUAAAACAACUGCCUGCUAAUAGCUUACUCUGCCUGUUUUUUUGUUUUCUUUUUUUAACCUAAAAGCAAAAUUCUAUUUAACUUUGGGUGUAAAAAUGUUCUGUGAUGGGUACAGGUAGUAUUUUGAAGGGGUGAGUCACUUGCAACAGGCUUGACUAAAGCAAAGCUAUCAAAACCCAUCAUAUUAUGAUUAAAAAAUUAUUAUGAACAAAACAAAA